Molecule: messenger RNA, 2444 nt
Organism: Mya arenaria
Lineage: Eukaryota; Metazoa; Mollusca; Bivalvia; Myida; Myidae
Product: myosin-2 heavy chain-like
Exons: 24
Coding region: 310-2271 (653 amino acids)
Biological process (GO): mitophagy by internal vacuole formation; mitochondrial protein catabolic process
Cellular component (GO): mitochondrial outer membrane
Source: RefSeq, a predicted model, not a curated record
UUGAAUCCAUUUAAGUUUUGAAUACCACACCACAAUUAUUUUAACGUAGACAAUAUUGAAAUACAAAUCGUAUUAAGUUAAAUGUGAUUUUAAACAACUCCAGGUAUCAGUAAAUGCGACACAGCGAUAAACUUUGUGAACGUUUAUCUUAAGCGGAAGUAAAUUGGUUUAUUUUAGUGGGAAUACCAUGUAACUAGGUAGUAUAAACAACGAGCGUUGCUAUUAUUGAUAUGAGGGAUAUUUCUCUUCGUCUUUAUAGGAGAAUGAUCAUAUAACUGGAAAUCACGACAAAGCAACGUUGUUGAAGUCAUGCCGCCGAAGAAAGCGAGUGCAAAACCAGCACAGAAAGUAAAGGAAAGCGGAGGUACAAAGAAAUCCACAGGCCCGUCAAUGAAAGAUGUGGACAAACUACAAAAAGAGAAUGAAAGCUUGCGGACAGAGCUGCAAGUCGCUUCUGGACAAGUGGCCUACCUGAGGGAAAACUUGGACCCGUCAGCUUUCGAAAAAGCAGCUGGAAUAACACCGCAAGAUGGAAACCAUCUGUACCAGGAUGCCAUGAGAAAAGCUGAAAAAAUAAUAAAUGAACAAAAACAUGAGCUGGAAGAGUUGAAGAGAAACAAACAGAGUCAGGAAAAAGAGAUGGCUGGGAAAAAAGGAAACGAAAAGGACGGUUCAAAAGACGGGGAAAAUGCUACAUUGACAGCAGAAAUAGAAAACUUAAAAGAACAAAUUAAAGAACUAACGACACAAUUGUCAGACGCAAAAAGAAAUAACAGGCCUGUCAAAGGUACUGCACCAGCUGUACCAGUUUCUUCUGAUGAAAUCAAACGGCUCAAAGACGAAAACGAAAAAAUAACAAAAGACGCGAAAUUGGAUUUGGAACAGACGAAACAAAAACUUAGCAUUUCACUGGACGAAGGAAAGAGGUUAAAUGAACUCAAACGGCUCAAAGACGAAAACGAAAAAAUAACAAAAGACGCGAAGAAACGAGUUGACGAAAAUCACGCUAAAGCCGAUCGAAAUAAUACAAAUGCCAGUCAAUCUUCAUCAUCAGAAAGUGAGAAAAACAACGGCGCACAAGCAAAAUCUACUUGGGAAAGGAAAUAUGAUGAAACGUUAAAGAAACACCAAGCAGAGAUGGAUAAAUUACAAAAAGAAAAUGAUGCAACUCUGGACAAAAAAGAUAAGAAGUAUGACGAAAUGUUAAAGAAACACCAUGAAGAGAUGGAGAAAUUACGAAAAGAAAAUGAUGCAACUCUGGACAAAAGAGAUAAGAAAUAUGACGAAAUGUUAAAGAAACACCAAGAAGAGAUGGAGAAAUUACGAAAAGAAAAUGAUGCAAAUAUGGACAAAAAAGAUAAGGCGAAAGAGACCCUUCCAAAGCAGCUGGCAGAAGUGCAGGAAGAGAACAAAGACAUCCUCCGAAAGAAAGAAGGUGAAAUCAGCAAACUGCAAGAUGAGAAGAAAGAUCUUGAGAAGGAAAUCAGCCAACUGAAAACGGAGAAAAAAGUUCAAGAAAAAAUGAAAGCGAGUCCACCCCAAAGAGAUCAAACACACAAUGAAGGCAAUGAGGAAUUCCGGAAGAAACUGAAAGAUGCCCAAGAAGAGAUAACAGAGCUUAGAAACAGACUAAGUAAGGUUGUAGGUGCUAAACUAUCCGAUGAUAAUCCAAACAUCACCGACCUAAGUGAUGAAAACAGGCCGACAAAACUUGCAGAGAAAUAUUCCGAACUGUAUGACAACGAAUGGACAGACGCAUAUGAAGAUGCGGAGAAGGAAGGACUGAAUGAACAGAAAUCGAUUGAAAAACUGUUAAAAAUACUAAUGGGUGUCGACGGCGAAUGCAGAUCAAUGGCCAACGACUUUAAAAACAAUAUAAAAAGAGCAGCAUUGAGUUUAAGUAAAAACGGUAGCAACAUGAUAGAAACAAAGGUUGACGUCACACGCAACAAGCUAUUAAAAGAAAUGCAGAAAAGCUUUGCACCACUUCUCGUUGAUGAUGUUUACAAGAACCUGGUCAAUAAAAGUAAGCCAAAGCUUCCAAAGAACACAGAGCGCUUUUACAGAAGUUGCGUGGAACUGUGUUGGUUAAUGAGUGUCCAGGAUCCGCCCGUUGUUUUUGACACACCGAAGACAGGCGGGAAGUUUGACUCGGACAGAUAUAGAACGUACACGAAGACGGGAAAACAUCUGGAUUAUGUUGUUUGGCCUCCUAUGUUGCUUCACGCAGGUGGUCCUUUGUUGGCCAAGGGUGUUGCACAAGGCAAAUAGAGUGGAAGAAACUGACUGUACCUUAACAGUUCUAAUUUGUGCUUUAUAUAAUCUAUUGUAGAUGAAGUGGAUAUACUGGACACAGUACAUAAAAAUAAUUAUAAUAAAAGCCAACAAUCAAUGUCUACGGUAUUGACAAUAAUACAUGUACUGGAAAUAAAAUUUGAAAACAA